Molecule: messenger RNA, 1431 nt
Organism: Marasmius oreades (fairy-ring Marasmius)
Lineage: Eukaryota; Fungi; Basidiomycota; Agaricomycetes; Agaricales; Marasmiaceae
Exons: 4
Coding region: 1-1431 (476 amino acids)
Molecular function (GO): protein binding
Source: RefSeq, a predicted model, not a curated record
AUGAUCCCUAAAAACAUGCUGGAUUUGGGAAAUGACCCGCUGUUGGAAAUUCUGGCUCGAUUUUCACCACUAGAGUUGACGGUCUUCCGACAGACAUGCAGACGGGCUUACCGGCUAACAAAAGAGCGCUGCGUUUGGACUCGAGCUGCACUCACAUACUCUCCAUUCCUCCCUGACGGUCCUCUAGAGUCUCAUGAUGACCGCGACCUCGAACGUUAUCUCCUUCUCGAUGAAAAUUGGAAACGUCCAUCGCCUCUAGUCAGGUCAUCUCGACACAUCACCAAGCUUGCCAGCGAUAUUCAAUUCAUGGAAUUGUUCCAUGGCAGAUAUAUGUUCAUCGCGGGUCGGUCCUCUUUAACUCUGUUCGAUCUCGAAACGUCAGGUAACGACUGGGACCAGCCGAUCUUUCACCAGUCCGAACCUCGUUACAAAUAUUUUUUCGCCAGCCACCGCGGGCCAACUGGUAGAAGCAAGAAAUACGGGGAAAUACACAUUUCCAUGAUCAAACGAAAAUACCCUACCCAUGAUUCUGUGGUUAUCUUGCGACUCCAGCCAACGGAGAAAAUCCCUCUGAUACAGAUAGCCGAGCUUCGAGCGCCCCCAUUAGACGAUAUCCCGAGUGUCUGCAAUUCCAAUGGCUUGGUCUUCUCUGAUCAAGGGAAAAACGCUACCGAUCCCGGGAUCCUACCCACCAUAUACGAUAUCGCCUCUGAAAGGACUUAUCGGUUCCCUGCGUCGGCAGCAGAUACAUGGCAGGCCCACAAUCGCCAAUAUAUUGAGUACAUCCCGUCAGCAAAUCUCAUUCUCGUGAUACAUACCAGCGAAAGAGGAAGCUUCAUACCAGCCAGCAUGCUCCAACAGGACCCGAGUUUUGAAACAUACGCCUUUCCGCCGCCAAAUAACGUCGGGGUGCUAACUCAAACUCAUUUCAAUCAUGGCAUCUUUCCAGGAACGUUUUCAGAACCAGUCGUCAUAUCUGACGAAACGAUCGCCCUGCCUUCUGGUGCGUCCUUGGGCACAAAAUUCACCUUAGUAGCUGCUUUCAACGCCUCUGAUGUUCCACGACCCGUCGAAGUACGAACGUUCACCGUAUUUCUUCCUGUUCAUAGCACCGACAUUUUAUUCGAUACCCCCGACGACCCCCUCUUCCUUGUGGACGUAGACGCGCAAUCCCCGCUAUUUAUGGUGCACAACUUAUUCGUCACUUCAAACAAUUCUGGUCGUGCAAGGAUAACCGCUCGGACUCAUCGUUUAGGGCGUGGCUCCAGUGACAAAAUUGUCCUCUGUGAAGUCAAUGAAGGUAAGAUCAGUAAUCCGACCAGGUUGAGUUACGGUGGUUCAAUGAAUACACCGGGUUACCUCUUCGAUGGAUUUCGCGGUCGGUUGGUUAUACCAUACCCUUCUCUUUUGAGUGUUGUGGACUUUGUUUAA